CGGCCGCUGCAAGGCCUUGGGCCUGGAAGGUGCCUGGGGUCUUGCAGUGCGGCUGCAGCAGACUGAGUGAGGGGCGUGAUGAUGAUAGGUGGCACGCGGCCGGGGUGCAGUCAGGAAGCAUGGGUGUGUUGGAUCACUGUAGUUGUCCUCCGGCGCAGGUAAUUCUAUAGAUUGCACAGCCCACCUCUAGCCACUGAUUGAUAAGUGACCGAAAUCCAGCUUUUUCCAAAACCUAGUUGAGAUGCAAGCAUGAUGGCGGUGGCCAGUAGGCACCGUGUAGUUAAGACAGAAGAGGCUGUGAUGGACUUCACCGGCCCUUGUUGAGGAUUUCAGUGAAUGCAGAAAGGCCUCGCUGUCGCUUUCAGAAUUGUCUGGGUGUGAGCGUAGCUACUAACGGUGCAAAUCAAAACAGAAACUCCUAAGUGAGAAGAGAUGUUGAUGGGUAAUCUUGACUGAGAGCAACUUUUUACACGUAAUUUGUGCACACCUUGUGGCAAACAAACUGCUACUAACGUACAGUAAUGACACCUGUUAGUUCAGGGAGUACACACACCGGUAAUGUGGACAGGCUUCUAAAUAAUUGAAACAUAAAAAGGUGAAAACUGCACUAAAAUAUCAAUACAAAAGUAAAUGCUAGUAGAAUACAGUCACCUGGAUAUUGUUGUACUUAUUAUGUCAGUAGCACAAUUUAAAAAGUAUUUUAAAAGUUUAUUUGUGAGGCAGAGAGAGUGAGCAGCCAUCUGCUAGCUGAUUCAGCAAAUCCCCACAAAGGCUGGAACUAGGCCAGGAUGAAGCUCAGAGCCAGGAACUCAGUCCCAGUUUCCCACAGGGGUGGGAGGGACUCAAUUAUUUAAACUUUCACCUGUUGCCUCCCAGGGUCCCCAUUAGCAGGAAGCUGGAACUGGCGGUGGAGCCAGGGCUUGGAGCCAGGUGCUGGGAUUGGGCGCGUGGGCACCUUCAGUGCUAGGCUAUCUGUCCUAGCUGCUCAUUUCUGUUUCCCAAACAUUUGUCAGUUUUUCCACAUUGAACAAAUUUCGAUUCAACAGGGUAUGCUCAGUGAGACAGAAUCCAUGAUUGAGUCACUUAUUGGUGACCAUCACAUGAACAGAUUUUAAUUGGACUUGAAAAUGAGUAAGAGCAAGAGCAGAAAGCCAGCAGUGCAGCAGACACCAGGUCCAGAGACCUGCAGCCCAGAUGUGCUUGCUGACAUUUUUGAGCUCUUCACCAAGAACUUUACUUACGGAAAGCCACUUGAUGAUGAGUGGCAGUUACCAGGUCCUCAAGAGAUGUUCACCAGUGAACACACGGAGUUUACUGCCUUUCUUGAUUUGAAGAACUCCCUAAAUGAAGUGAAAAACCUACUGAGUGAUAAGAAACUGGAUGAGUGGCAUGAACAUACUGCUUUCACCAACAGAGCAGGAAAAAUCAUUUCUCAUGUGAGAAAAGCUGUGAAUGCGGAACUUUGUACUCAGGCCUGGUGCAAGUUCCAUGAGAUUUUGUGCAGCUUUCCACUCCUUCCCCAGGAGGCUUUUCAGAACGGAAGGCUGAAUUCUGUUCACCUCUGCGAAGCCCCUGGAGCUUUCAUAGCUAGUCUCAACCACUACUUGAAAUCCCAUCGGUUCCCUUGUGAAUGGAGCUGGGUAGCUAAUACCCUGAAUCCAUACCAUGAAGCAAAUGACAAUCUUAUGAUGGUUAUGGAUGACCGGCUUAUUGCAAAUACAUUGCAGUGGUGGUACUUUGGUCCCGACAACACUGGUGAUAUCAUGACCCUGAAGUAUCUGACUGGACUUCAGGAUUUCCUGAGCAGCAUGGACACCGUACACCUGGUCACUGCAGAUGGGAGCUUUGAUUGCCAAGGAAACCCGGGUGAGCAAGAAGCUUUAGUCUCUUCUUUGCAUUACUGUGAAGUUGUCACUGCCCUUACCACGCUUGGAAGUGGUGGCUCUUUUGUUCUGAAGAUGUUUACUUUGUUUGAACAUUGUUCCAUAAACCUGAUGUACCUGCUAAACUGUUCUUUUGACCAAGUCCAUGUUUUCAAACCUGCUACUAGCAAGGCAGGAAACUCAGAGGUCUAUGUGGUAUGUCUCCACUAUAAGGGAAGAGAGGCCAUCCAUCCUGUGUUAUCUAAAAUGAUGCUGAAUUUUGGGAUCGAAAUGACCAGGAAAGCUCUCUUUCCCCAUCAUGUGAUUCCGGAAUCUUUUCUGAAAAGGCAUGAAGAAUGUUGUACGUUCUUCCAUAAGUAUCAGCUAGAGACUAUUUCUGAAAACAUCCGCCUGUUUGAGUGCAUGGAGAAAGAGGAACAAGCAAAGCUGAAUAAUUUAAGGGAUUGUGCUGUAUACUAUUUCAUGCAAAAAUUUCAACUGAAACCUCUUUCCAAAAAGAAUUGGUUAGUAAAAAAAUCUAACAUUGGUUGUAGUACAAAUACAAAAUGGUUUGGGCAGAGAAACAGAUAUUUUAAAACUUACAAUGAAAGGAAGAUGUUGGAAACCCUUUCUUGGAAAGAUAAAGUUGCCAAAGGAUACUUCAAUGGUUGGGCAGAAGAGCACGCUGUCUGUCAGCCCGGGCAGAGCUCUCUGCUGGAAGGCACAGCUUCCAAACUGGAGUGUCACUCAUGGCAUGUUUUAGAAGGCAAGAAACUGCCAAAGGUAAAAUGCUCGCCUUUCUGUGACGGCGAGGUUUUAAAGACUCUCAAUGAGGCAAUCGAAAAGUCUCUAGGAGGAGCUUGGGAUUUGGAUUCCAAGUGUGGGCCCACACAGCGGCCGCACUGUCCUUGUGACAUUUUUUCUGCAGAACUAAUACUUUCUGAGUUGUUUAGCCUCACCAAGUGCCUUCAGGAUGAGCAGGUUGUGGAACCCAGAAACCAAGUGAAGUGCCUGCUCGUGGGUUUGCCGGCUCUCCAGAACGUCAAGGUGCACGUGCCAGUGGAAAUUCGACUCCUGGAAUCGGCUGAACUCCUGACUUUCAGCUGCUCCUUGCUUCAUGAUGGAGACCCGGCUUAUCAGCAGUUAUUUCUGGACUGCCUGUUGCAUUCAUUGCGGCAGCUUCAGACAGGGGAUGCUAUGGUUUUGCCUGUACUGUCCUGUUUAACAAGAUUCAUGGCUGGUUUGAUUUUUGUACUUCACAGUUGUUUCAGAUUCAUCACGUUUUCUUGUCCCACGUCCUCUCAGCCCCUGAGGACCUGUGCAGUUCUGCUGUGUGUUGGUUAUCAGGAUCUUCCAAAUCCAGUUUUCCAAUAUCUGCAGAAUGUGAAUGAAUUUUUGAGCACUUUGCUUAACUCUGAUUCCUCCCAGCAGGUUUUACAAUUUGUGCCCAUGGAGGUGCUCCUUAGGGGGACAUUACUUAAUUUUUUGUGGGAUUUGAAUGCUGCCAUUGCCAAAAGGCAUUUGCAUUUAAUUAUUCAAGGAGAGAGAGAAGCAAUCAGCAGCCUUCAAGUAUGAAAUUGAACAUGGCCUUUCUGAGAUUUAACUUUAUGACCUCUCACAGUUUCUCAGUUAUUGCAUCCAUUCACUCUCUCGAUUCGGUACCUUUCAUUUGGGGAAAGGGCAGCUUCUUCACUUCAUCGUUCAGUCUUGCGAAUUCUGGAAAGCCAUCAGCUCGGUUAGGUCUCUAGGAUGUGUCCAUGCACAGGCACAGUUAGGUGAGGUGAUGGUGUGCACCCUUUAAACACGCAUUGUGUGUAUCUGUCAGGGUGGACACGCCUAUGCUGCUUAUGCAGUCUAGGUGGUCUGAGCUGCUCAGGAUGUGCCCCUGUGUCCGUUGUGGGGCACGGCUGGUGUUUGCCAGCUGACUUCCUCUCCUGGCUAGUGCUGUUGAUGAGCAUUUUGACAGAGGUCACCGAUGAAAGGAGGCAACACUGCUGUCCUUCAGCACUGAGCAGGGCAGCUGCGGAUUUCGGGGAACUCAUCUUAGCAGGUGUCUUGGUGUGCCACCCAUUGCCCUGAGACCACUGACCUGGUUAUCUUCUAUGCUCAGAUGAAACUGGGGUGCUGUUCUGUGGGUGUCUAGCCAGCCGUAACCAUCCAACUAUGAAAGAGAGUGGAGCAGCUUCAAACCAAAGAUCAUGUUAAAACAAUGAAAAAUUGUAAUGUCUAAGACUUGUCUGUAUCAUGAAAAGCUUAAUGUAGGUAUGGUAUGGUGAUUUUUUAACCUCUACGAAAUAAUUUGUGAAUGAGAGGAUUUUGAAAUUUUAAGGUUCGGUUUAUAGCCUCAUGGGGAAUGUGUGAGUGUGAUGUGUGAGUGACGUACUGAGGAAGAAUGCUAACACUUCGAGAAUGACAGUUCAGCACACAACAUUUUUUUUUUUUAACUGAUUUUCUGUGUGGAAAUAGCACUUUGCCUUUAAAAUAGCCAUGAGAUGGUUAUGUUAUUAAUUACAUUUGAUUUCUUUUGAUUUGUUUGUAUUUGUGCAAUGAGCCUUUCUGGCAAACUGUUAAACAGUUCUUCAUUAUCUUUAAGUUCCACAGAGUGGAGAAUACUUAUAUUCUCACAUGUGCAUUUUUAGGCAUUUUGUUAUAUGAAAAAUAGAUUUAUUCUCUGAUGUAUUUGGUUGAUAAAUAUUAAUCUGAAAAUUUUUCAUGUUCUUUGCUAUUUUGAGUUCCAUUAUAGAUUCAUGAAUAAAGUCAUUAGCAGAGAGAUUUUGUGUUCAUCUUUUUUAAAGAGAAUCAUAGGGGAAGUUAAAAAUAUAACUUGGAAACAGACUUUUUUUAAAGGAAGGUUUGAAUGGGAGUUAAUGUUCCUUCAUUUCCUCUGAUUUGUAUUCAUUAAAAUUUAGGCCUUAAUAUUGUAAUAUUUAUGGAACGUCUACUUUGGGAGAGAAAUUGAGUAUGGCGGGGGUGAGGGGUGGGGAGGGAAAGAUGUGGAGACUGGAGGUAGAUUUCUUAAACAAAUGUGAUUUUUUACUGGUGACUUUAUAGAAGUAUUUCUAGUUUGUGAUGAUGCAGCUCUGGCAGAAAACAGAUUACCAACAGAAAAAGCACUCUUGGGAAACCUCUUUGCACUUGAGUUUUUAUGCCUUGUUAGGUUAGGGCUCAUAGAAAGUGGUGUUCGUUUUUACUUACUUUAACUGUUUGAAUUAGAAGGAAGUAGACAUCCUAGGUCUAGGUGGAAACUUAAGCCCCUCAAAUAAGUAUUAAUUAUUUUUUAAAACAUUGAUCUUUAUUGCCAUACAUAACCCUGGAGUAUACUAGAUUAUAUUUUUGACAAAGCUGUUGAAAUCAGUUGCUGUUGAUCUGAUGUAUUGGGUUCAGGUUGUUUUAAACAUGGGGUUGAUUUGAAGUUUCAAAUUGAAGUGAAUGAAAAUGACAGGUCCAGUAUUUUACAGGAGUCAUUGACAGACAGGGGAGGGGAAAUGGUCCCCCGAAAUUAGUGAACAGAAAAGGCCCUAAAACAUGAGAAAGGAUGUAGUGUGGUUUAUCAGGGUAGCUACUGUUUGAAAUUAUUUUUCAUCUGUCUUGAGAGUUUUAAUUUAAUUGCCGUGGCCUUUGAAAAGUUUUUAGCAGCUAGAAAAUUUAAACCGCAUGAAUGUGUUUUCCCAAAAACUUGGUGAGAAAGAAAUCUUGCACAUCUAAUUUCUUCAAUAUUAAUAUUUAUUCUCCCUCUGGGAAGAGUCUUGUAAUUCCGAGGAGAUCUUCGUUGUAAUGCUGUUUCAUAUAUGAAUGCAUUGAAAAUAUAUUCUCUAAAAUUUUUUUUUAAUUGAAAUUUAUGAACUUUACUCCUGUCUUUGAAAUACCUUUUCAUUUACAGGGAUUUGUGUAAAAUUUUCUUUGCUACUACAGAGAUAUGGGAUGAAAUGAAUGAAGUGAGAUUAAAAUAUUGGAAGAAAUGAAAAAAAGUUUGCUUAUGCUUUUGUUAUUUUACUUAUUUUUGUGAGGAUACCAGUCUUUAAAAAUUUUAGCAUGUCUCAUUUCCAGAUGAGAUCGUUAGUUGGACAGUUUUUGAAUUGGUAACAUUGCUUUGAUACCAGUAUACGAGAUUAGUUAAUCCUCAAAUUUUUCACAGUGACAGUGUUGAUAAUAAGCCCAACAGAAUCUUAUUUUCAUGAUUAUGUACUCUGGUCCUUGAUUUUAAAAAGGAGUAACAAAUAGUUUUAGUGUUUGUUUUCUUUCCAAAAUGAAAGUAAGGAAUAGGACAGUUUUAGUUUUGUUUUGGUUUUUAAAAAAUUAUUUUUAACAAUAAAUGGUUAUUGUGUUCAUAAAAGUAGUUAUGAUUUUAAAGAUUUUAAGCAAAGUAUAAAAGACUUCAUUUUUAUGUUCUAAAAACACUAAGACAGUAAGUACACUGAUACAUUCAGGCCUUACCUUUUGUAAUCUUUAGUUUUAACAAAAUGUAGUCAUAAUAUGAAUAUCAUCCUUUAUUAAAAUGAUGACAAGUCACUGUGCAUAGAUGGUACAGAUAUGCAUGACCAGCUGAAAAUUGUCACUUCGUAGUUAUUAUUGAAAAGAGACUCACUUGUUUGAUAAUAGGCCUCCCCUACCUGUCUUUUUACCUUUAUUUUUAACUAGAUAAAACAUUUCUAGGUUGAUCUUAGGAAGAGCAGUAGCUAUAAAACAAAAAUUUCAAUAUUGAAAGUUAACUAUUUCAUACUUCAAAUUCAAUAUUAAAAAUUAAUUUCUAUUUGGUAAAUUUUAUUUUUGGAUGGGCUAAUGGGCCAAAUAGUAAGUAAACUAAAAGCUUACUACUACAUGUAGUAACUCUUAGAUUGUAGGUGUGUCUUAGGAUAUGUAAUUAAAAUGGUAAUCCUCAAUAAAUAUAUAAUAAACUGUUGCUUGUUUUGAACAAUUCAGUACAUUGUUUUUGUAAGAUUGAAAUUUUAAAAUAAGGAGCUCUUAUUUCAUUCUCUUGUUAUUGAAUCACUUUAAUUGUUGCCUUUUCUUGUUGUUGACCAAUAUGAAAAAUGAAGAUAACUUUAGAUAAAUACAAGCUUAUAUUGUAAUGAUUUUGGACGAGGUGAAGUUUCUUUAUGACUGUAGCUACAUGAAGAUACCAGCUGUUUAUUAGUGAAACGAUUUGUAAGCUAUGUCACUCAGCAUAGGUUAGCAUUUAAUUUCACUCAGUUGUGUCUGCCGGUGUUUACAUACAGGCUGUGUCUUUAUAAAUUUUAUUUAUAAUAAUGUUUUUCUAGUUUUCUGGGGAGUUUUAUCUUUGGGUCUUCCGUGAGUGUCUGUAUAGAUUAAAUGGGUGGAAUCUUUGUUCAUUUCUACUAAGUGUGGCAGCAUCAGCUUAGACUUGCUGGACAUUUAGCAUUAUUUAAUAUUUAAUAUUGCAGCUAUAUUUUUAAUUUAUGGAAAAUCUGUUGUGAUUAAAGGAAAGCAUUUGUAGAAAUUGUUCCUUUUCUGCAAAGUAUUUUUGUUCAUCCUGUUGAAAAGAUACUUGUAUUAAAAAGAUUCUUUGA
Messenger RNA from Oryctolagus cuniculus (rabbit), 7390 nucleotides. The record is from RefSeq and is a predicted model, not a curated record. Lineage: Eukaryota; Metazoa; Chordata; Mammalia; Lagomorpha; Leporidae.